Molecule: messenger RNA, 575 nt
Organism: Formica exsecta
Lineage: Eukaryota; Metazoa; Arthropoda; Insecta; Hymenoptera; Formicidae
Product: ribosome maturation protein SBDS-like
Exons: 4
Coding region: 189-575 (128 amino acids)
Source: RefSeq, a predicted model, not a curated record
GUCGGAGCCAACCCACAUACGAAGAUUCAUCAUGUGUCUCUCAAUCACUCAUCGCGUAAUUUGAUGCAACGGUGUUUGCAACAUCUCAAAGUUUAAAUAGAAAUAAACAAGAAUAUUAUCAAUUAGACAGUUCGAAAUAGCCGAUACGUUGGCUAUGCCAGGUUGAUUUUUCAGAAUUUACUGCAAAAAUGUCGAUAAUAUUUACACCGACGAAUCAAAUAAGACUGACGAACGUUGCUGUCGUUCGCAUGAAGAAAGGUGGCAAGCGAUUUGAAAUUGCCUGUUACAAGAAUAAAGUAAUAUCCUGGAGAAAUAAAUUAGAAAAAGAUAUUGAUGAAGUACUGCAAACGCAUACAAUAUUCACUAAUGUAUCAAAGGGUCAGGUGGCAAAGAAGGAAGAUCUCAUAAAAGCUUUUGGCAUUGACAAUCAGACUGAAAUAUGCCAACAGAUUCUUGCCAAAGUUUCCAUGAUCGAGAAUGCCAUGAGAGAGGAAAUACAUUUUUCCGUUAAACCUAAUCGGAAUGCCAAUAUGUCCUUUUCUACGUCCUGGCCACAUACAAAACGUUUUUCGUAA